AUGGCCAGACAAAUUUACAAUAAGGAGGAGAUCCUGUGCUUUGACAGUGAUGUGGGGGUGUUUGUGGCUGUAACAGAGCUGAGGAUGUCAAGUGCCAAGAGCUGGAAUGCCCAGAAAGACCUUCUGGCUGAGUAUCGGGCCCAUGUAGACACCUUGUACGUCACCGUGUACCUCUACCACACGUGGGCAACCUCUUUACGUUUACAAGGUCCAGUCGUAGCACUAGUUUUAAAGGUGGGGGAGCUGAGAGCGGCCUUUCAUAUUGUACACACAGGCUUCUCCACAGGACCACGGAAUCUUCCCGUGGGGCGGUGGCAUUUCCAGUGGGUCACUUGUGGCCUAUUGAUCUGCAGGCUCUCUGUGAGCAGGAACACCGAGUGCCAGGCCGCUAACCAGUCCACCCUGGUCACCCGGAAGUCAAUCACCUUCCAGGGCAAUGAAGGCCUCUGCCUUGUCCUACAAGGUGGUGUCGCCAUGAGCUGGCAAUCAGGAGUCACAGAGGGCCCUGGUCUGCGCUGCUCGGCUGUCCAAGGCGUGGUUUAG
This is a messenger RNA of Ictidomys tridecemlineatus (thirteen-lined ground squirrel), 543 nucleotides long. The record is from RefSeq and is a predicted model, not a curated record. NCBI's taxonomy places the organism in Eukaryota, Metazoa, Chordata, Mammalia, Rodentia, Sciuridae.